Xenopus laevis (African clawed frog) is the source of this 471-nucleotide messenger RNA. It is a transcript of the gene sem1.L, whose product is annotated as 26S proteasome complex subunit SEM1. NCBI's taxonomy places the organism in Eukaryota, Metazoa, Chordata, Amphibia, Anura, Pipidae. The coding region runs from base 142 to 357 and encodes 71 amino acids. The record is from RefSeq and is a predicted model, not a curated record. The transcript is spliced from 3 exons.
CGCUACGUCGACCUAAUGCGCAAGCGUAAAUCCAUAACGGGGCAUGCGCGCGCCGCUUCUUCCGCUUCCGGUUGUUACAGAGUUGGAUUUGUGGAUACCAGCAAGUGAAUUCUCUUGCUUUUCUUGCAUUGCUUUGUGAGAAUGUCGUCUGAUAAGAAGCCCCCUGUUGAUUUGGGUCUUUUGGAAGAAGACGACGAGUUCGAAGAGUUUCCCACCGAAGACUGGACGGGUUUUGAUGAAGAUGAAGAUACACAUGUCUGGGAAGAUAACUGGGAUGAUGACAAUGUAGAAGAUGAUUUUUCAAAUCAGUUAAGGGCUGAAUUAGAGAAACACGGAUACAAGAUGGAGACAUCAUAGCUUCAAACACUGGGAAGAUCAAAUAAUCCUUUUGUUUAUUGAAAUAUUCCUUCAUAGUCCUUCAUAAGUAUAUUUGUGUUUCUUCUUUGGUUUUAAUAAAUAUCUUGCCCCGUU